Messenger RNA from Callithrix jacchus (white-tufted-ear marmoset), 6314 nucleotides. RefSeq names its product rubicon autophagy regulator (gene RUBCN). The record is from RefSeq and is a predicted model, not a curated record. Gene Ontology annotation, cellular component: late endosome; early endosome. Lineage: Eukaryota; Metazoa; Chordata; Mammalia; Primates; Cebidae. Gene Ontology annotation, molecular function: phosphatidylinositol phosphate binding. Gene Ontology annotation, biological process: negative regulation of endocytosis; negative regulation of autophagosome maturation.
GAGCUGUAGUCCCCGGAGCCGGAAGUGGGGGUGGCCGGGAUUGAAGCAGCCGACGAGGCGGCAGUAGCUGCCGCUGCCGCCACCCGAGUAUAGCGCAUCACCCGGAACCCACCGGCCGCAGGUGCUUCCUACGGCCCCAGGGGCCCCCGGGAGCCCGGAAGAGCGAAGCGGCAGGGACGUCUUCUCAGGCGAAGAGGCGGCCUUGCCGCCCCGGAUGCGGCCGGAGAGCGCGGGCAUGGAGCUCGGCGGCGGCGAGGAGAGCCUGCCCGAGGAGAGCAGAGAUGGGGUCUCGCCAUGUUGCCUAGGCUGGUCUCGAACUCCUGGCCUCAAGGGAUCUUCCCGCCUUGUCCUCCCAGAGCACUGGAAUUACAAGCAUGAGCCUCUGUGCCCGGCCAGUAGCAUCAUUUUAAAAAUGAAGGAUGAAACUUUUCAGUAUAUUUUCUGAGGGAGCACUGGCAGUUGCUUGGUAAUUUGAAGACUACGGUGGAAGGCUUGGUAUCAGCCAACAGCCCCAAUGUCUGGUCCAAGUGUGGUGGCUUGGAGCGGCUUUGCAGGGACAUGCAGAGUAUCCUCUAUCAUGGGCUUAUCCAUGACCAGCACGUGUGCUGCCGCCAGACUGAUUACUGGCAGUUUGUGAAAGAUAUCCGGUGGCUCAGUCCCCACUCAGCCCUUCAUGUGGAGAAGUUCAUCAGCUUGCAUGAGAACGGCCAGAGCAGUGCUGAUGGUGUGAGUGAACACGCUGUUGCAGAGCUGUGGCUGCAGCACAGCCUGCAGUUCCACUGCCUCUCAGCCCAGCUCCGGCCCCUGCUCGGGGACAGACAGUACAUCAGAAAGUUCUACACAGAUACUGCUUUCCUGCUAAGUGAUGCUCAUGUCACAGCCAUGCUCCAGUGCCUGGAAGCAGUGGAACAGAACAACCCUCGCCUCCUGGCUCAGAUCGAUGUGUCCAUGUUUGCCAGAAAGCAUGAGAGCCCACUCCUGGUGACAAAAAGCCAGAGCCUGACAGCCCUGCCCAGUUCCACGUACACCCCUCCAACCAGCUAUGCUCAGCAUUCCUACUUGGGGUCCUUCUCCAGCCUUCACCAGUCUGUGCCCAACAAUGGCUCAGAGAGAAGAUCUACUUCCUUUUCACUCUCUGGCCCUCCGCGGAAACCUCAAGAAAGCAGAGGGCACAUCUCACCAGCAGAGGAUCAAACCAUCCAAGCCCCCCUGGUUUCAGUCUCUGCAGUAGCCAGGGAUUCCCUCUUGACCCCGAAUGACAUGAGCUCCAGUACUCUGCCCAGCCCCAUAGAGGCAUCCUGGGUCAGCAGCCAGAAUGAUUCCCCCAGUGAUGCCAGUGAGGGGCCUGAGUACCUGGCCAUCGGCAACUUGGACCCCCGAGGCCGGACUGCCAGCUGUCAGAGUCACAGCAGCAAUGCUGAGAGCAGCAGCUCCAAUUUGUUCUCCUCCAGCAGCUCCCAGAAGCCAGAUUCUGCUGCAUCUUCCUUAGGGGACCAGGAAGGAGGUGGGGAGAGCCAGCUGUCCAGUGUCCUCCGCAGGUCCAGCUUCUCCGAGGGGCAGACACUCACCGUCACCAGUGGGGCAAAGAAGAGCCACAUUCGCUCGCAUUCAGAUACCAACAUCGCCUCCAGAGGAGCUCCAGGAGGCCCCAGGAAUAUCACCAUUAUAGUUGAAGAUCCCAUUGCAGAAUCCUGCAAUGAUAAGUCGAAGCUGAGAGGCUCCUUGCCCUACUCUGGUCAAAGCAGUGAAGUCAGCUCACCCAGCUCUCUGUACAUGGACUAUGAAGGCAGUCGGUACCUGGGCUCUGAAGGCAUGUUCCGAAGACCGUCAGAAGGACAGUCCCUCAUCAGCUACCUCUCUGAACAAGACUUUGGCAGCUGUGCAGACCUGGAGAAGGAGAAUGCCCACUUUAGCAUCUCAGAGUCCUUAAUUGCUGCCAUCGAGCUAAUGAAGUGCAACAUGAUGAGCCAGUGCCUAGAAGAGGAGGAAGUGGAAGAGGAAGACAGUGACAGAGAGAUCCAGGAACUGAAGCAGAAGAUCCGCCUUCGGCGCCAGCAAAUCCGCACCCAGAAUCUGCUCCCGGUGUACCAGGAGACUGAGCACGGAAGCUUUCGGGUCACCUCUAGCAGCUCCCAGUUCAGUUCACGUGAUUCGGCACAGCUCUCUGACUCUGGCUCUGCUGAUGAGGUUGAUGAAUUUGAAAUCCAAGAUGGUAGUGAAGGAUCUAACCUGACUCGCAUGUCAAAGAACGGACUCUCAGUGUCAAUGGCCUCCAUGUUCUCAGAUGCCGACAUCAGAAGGAACGCAGCCUCAAGCAGCAAAUCCUUCAUUUCCUCCCAGUCCUUCUCCCACUGCUUCCUGCACUCCACCUCUGCUGAGGCGGUGGCCAUGGGGCUUCUGAAGCAGUUCGAGGGGAUGCAGCUUCCAGCUGCCUCAGAGCUGGAGUGGCUUGUCCCGGAGCAUGAUGCCCCUCAGAAGCUCCUGCCCAUCCCGGACUCACUGCCCAUCUCACCAGAUGACGGGCAGCAUGCUGACAUCUACAAGCUGCGUAUUCGUGUUCGUGGCAACUUGGAAUGGGCCCCACCCCGGCCUCAGAUAAUUUUUAAUGUUCAUCCAGCCCCAACGAGGAAGAUUGCUGUGGCCAAGCAGAAUUACCGCUGUGCAGGCUGUGGCAUCCGGACUGACCCUGAUUAUAUCAAGCGACUGCGGUACUGUGAGUACUUGGGCAAGUACUUCUGCCAGUGCUGCCAUGAGAACGCCCAGAUGGCCAUCCCCAGCCGGAUCCUGCGCAAGUGGGACUUCAGCAAAUAUUAUGUCAGCAAUUUCUCCAAGGACCUGCUCAUCAAGAUCUGGAGUGAUCCUCUCUUCAAUGUUCAGGACAUAAACAGCGCCCUCUACAGGAAGGUCAAGCUGCUCAACCAAGUGCGACUGCUGCGGGUCCAGCUGUAUCACAUGAAGAACAUGUUCAAGACAUGCCGACUGGCUAAAGAGCUUCUGGAUUCCUUUGACACAGUCCCAGGCCACCUGACGGAGGAUCUCCACCUGUACUCACUGAACGACCUGACUGCAACCAGGAAGGGGGAGUUGGGGCCCCGGCUUGCUGAGCUCACCAGGGCGGGGGUUGCCCACGUGGAGAGAUGCAUGCUCUGCCAAGGCAAGGGCUUCAUCUGUGAGUUCUGUCAGAAUGAGGAUGACAUCAUCUUUCCCUUUGAGCUGCAUAAGUGCCGGACAUGUGAAGAGUGUAAAGCGUGUUACCAUAAAGCCUGCUUCAGGUCUGGACGCUGUCCGCGGUGUGAGCGGCUGCAGGCCCGGCGGGAGUUGCUGGCCAAGCAGAGCCUGGAGUCCUACGUGUCGGACUAUGAGGAGGAGCCUGCAGAAGCACUGGCCGUGGAAGCCACCGUCCUGGAGACCACCUGAAGGAAGCACAUCAAUCCUCCAUCUGGGGCCAGGGUCAGACAUUUUGCAGAACUGAGCCACACUUUGAAGGACUUGCCCCACUUGGGCCUUUUUUUUUUUUUUAAUUAUCAUCAUCUUUUUUUUAAUGACUUGUGUGACGUCCAUGUGUGGUCAGCCUUUGGUAGGCUGAUAGGGUCCAGUCUGUGGUGACAGGUAAUUUGUAAGCACCAGGUGUUUUCAUGAGGACUGAUAUGUGGGUCCUUAAGUGAAGCUUCUAGUGCCUCUGUCUGGAGCAGAAAGCAAGAGCCAGUUCUUCCAGCGUCUGUGACCUCGUCCACUAGGACCAGACCAGGUUUCCCCUGCAUGUCAAGUAUCAGUUCCAAUUUUCCUUUGAGUCCUGGAGCUUCUGAGCCAGCCCUUUCUCAACCACCUCUCCUCUGCUGCUGAAAUGGGAGAGUUUUCUCUCUCCCUGCCCUGGACUAGAGUCAGACUGUGCCCUGAGGAGAAGCAGCGGAGAGUGGGACUACGUCGUGGGCAUUUUGUCUGUGUAUUUGGGUAUUUUGGGGGCCAUAGAACAGAGUCCUAACUAUCUUAGACUCCUCAGAGAGGCAGCCGUGAGCGUUCCUAUGUUGGGAUUUCCUGUUUGAAACCGUUGAGGCCUAGAUGAUGUGACAGACACAGACUGACUUUCAUCUGCCCUGGUGAGCCUGAAGCAAAGAGCAGAACUGCUGCUUCGGCCAGGCCACUUUUCCUUGUGUGCCACAAGCACACGCGAGGCCACAGCCCUGGCUUGAGGAGCGCCGACUCAAUUAGAGGAGCUGUUGGCCCCUCUUAGUGUUCAGGUCUCUCUUAGUCACUGGCUCUUUGGUGCAGGUAUGAUCUUUGAGCUCAGGCAGGUCCCCGAUGCCAUCCUAAGGUGAGGACAGAAACCCCACCCGCUAUCUCAUUCACGUGUCCCUGACUACUGUGUCCUUUGUUAGAUGGUCGUUGUGGUUCUGGGUAAAAGUACAACCCGACUGCAUUCUCCCUUCCCUUCCUGCAGCAGAGGUGGGCCCUUCCCUGGCGGCCGAGUCUCUCUUGCGUUAGCUUCUUUUGUCAAAGUUGGAGAAAAGCUUCCUGCUGUUAGUGGUGUUGCAGAACGUGACCAUUUGCGGAUGUCAGUGUGAAUGUUCUUGUGUUCUUGGGAUAAACAAGAGCCUUUAUGCCAAUUAUGCACUUAACUCUUUUUUUUUUGAGAUUGAGUUUUGCUCUUGUUGCCCAGGCUGCAGUGCAGUGGCGCAAUCUCAGGAGGUUCACCGCAACCUCCGCCUCCCGAGUUCAAGCGAUUCUCCUGCCUCAGCCUCCCGAGCAGCUGGGAUUACGGGCGUGCACCACCACGCCCAGCUAAUGUUUGUAUUUUUAGUAGAGACAGAGUUUCUCCAUGUUGGUCAGGCUGGUCUUGCAUUCCUGACUUCAGGUGAUCCUCCCAUGUCAGCCUCCCAUCAUGCUGGGAUUACAGGCGUGAGCCACUGCGCCUGGCCUAUGCACUUAACUCUCUGUCUAGCCUGGUGAUACUUACAUGUUCAGUCGUCCAUUUCAUAUUUCUAAUUUUAGUGUACCCCCUCCCACUUGUAGUGUGUGUUUUGAUGGUUGAAGUCUAGGUGGGACCGUGUAUGUGUUUGUGGUGUUCUUCAAGUUGAUAGAGCUUCUAACCUUUGUGAAGACACUGGUCAGAGUUGCUUCUCCAAGGGCUGGCAGCUCUGUGAACUAAAGCCGGCAGCAUUUUUGUUUUGGGGUUGACUUCUUCCCACAUACCUGUCUUCUCAUAGUUGCUUGCUGGCAGGAAAAAAUUGGUGUAUGCGCUGCCCCUGGAAGCUGAACAGAAAGUUGCAUGUGGUUGGUGGAAGCUGAUGAGAGCCUGAGCUGGAGGUAAUAAGGAAUCUCCCAGGGAAGCAGCAGAGGACUAAGGUAACGGCCACGACUGAGGCUCCCCCAGCGCAGGAGGAACGUGGGAACCGGCCUGUGCUCUUGGUACCUCUGCCGUAGGUUUGGGAUCUGAAAGCCUCAUUGGGCUGGAACACCUUGAGGCUCUUCUCCCUUCAGUUCAUAGUGCGGCUCUAAAAGCCAAGUCCCAGCAGUUUUGAAGGGCUGACUAGAAGUGCCCAUGUCCUUCAGGGAGCUUUAAGAAUGACCCCACAGAACUCAAGUUUCACUAGGGAUUAGGCCCCAGGUUCAGACGCUGGGGUUUAUAAAGAUGUGAGCUCUCCUUCCACCUUUGGUGUAAACUAUACAUCCAGCUCCUUUCUCCAGGUCAUUGUGCUGGAGGAGAAAUGGACUGUCUUGUCCUGCCAGGUCACAUCAGCUCAGGAUCAAGGAUGAAAAUGCCGAGUUUCUGAAGCUGAGCUCGGUGUUGGGCCUUAGAUGCUCCUGACUUGUUUUCUCCGUCCCUCUAGACUGCGUCUGUGUUUGUGCCUGACACUGCUGUCAUCACCGUCCAAAUGCCUGUUCAUUAUUCGAGAGUGGGGAAGCGGGUAGAGGAUGGGAUGUUUUGGAAGCACUUUGCGACUUACAGUAUCUGAAAAUCCCCUGCUGUUGCGGGGAGAAGCUUCGAAUGCACUGAAGAGAAUCCCUCCUAAACGAAGUGGGAGGGUAGUGUUCUUUUUGUAAGUAAAGGAAAAGAAAAACAGCUUGAUUACCAGGUGGAGACAAGAUUCAAGACAUAGCAGAAGAGUGGAAGACAAAUAUUUUCCACUUAAAUGAGGCUGUUUUUGACAUUCUCUGCCAAGGAUUUGGAGCUUUGUUGAAUUAACGUAAAGGAGCGAGUCUCCGUAGAGCUGUUCUGUGUGUGCAGCCCGUGCUCUGAGCGGGGCUUCCACGUGCCGUAGUUUUCACACAGCCUGACGGUUCAUUGUUAUCUUUAAUAAACUAAGGAAAUGAAA